This is a messenger RNA of Nilaparvata lugens (brown planthopper), 2038 nucleotides long. RefSeq lists its product as uncharacterized. The coding region runs from base 215 to 1081 and encodes 288 amino acids. The record is from RefSeq and is a predicted model, not a curated record. NCBI's taxonomy places the organism in Eukaryota, Metazoa, Arthropoda, Insecta, Hemiptera, Delphacidae. Gene Ontology annotation, molecular function: N-acetyltransferase activity. The transcript has 4 exons.
GCUUAGUAAUAGAGUUACGGUAUCUUAUUUUUUAUUCUACUAUCAUAUGUUGCAAGAUAACUUCAUGAUGAGUAGUUUUAAUAACAGCUAAACUUUCUAUGAUUAUAGACUCUACUUCCUGUAGAUUCAAUAUCUUUCUCUCCGUUCAAAAAAUAUUCUUUUCAAAGAAACCAGUUGAAUGAAGUUAUUCUCAAAACAAAAGUAGACGACUAAUAUGGAAAUUGAUAGAAUAUUUCAAGACGAGAGUUCAAAAGACCUCUUUGAACCACCCAGAGAAACUUUAUUAGAUAUAUCGAUUCCCUUAAAAUCACGCAUCAAAUUACCGACAACUUGGGACAAACUGAAAGAGAUCGGUGUGAGAAUUACAGAUCUUCGUAGGGACAGAUAUGAAGAGGUUCUCGAUCAUGUUAAGAGAGUUUACUACCUAGAAGAACCACUGUUCCAAUCGUUGAACAUAAUGGAAGACGAAGAAUCAUUCAACGCACUACAUGAACACACUAAAACAUACAUUAAAGAUAAUCAGUCAUUAAUAGCACUAAAGGAGGACACAAAUGAAAUAGUUGGUGUUCUCAUAUCAAGAGUUUUUGAUUCCCUCGCGAUGAAAACAUUUGCUAGAAUGGCUAUAUACAAAGGUGAGAGUUUUAAAACUUUGCAACGCCUAAUGAAUCAUUUUCUAAGAUACGCUGACUUGAAGAAAAUGUAUGGUACAGAUGUGUGGAAUUGCAUUUAUUUGUGUUCAGUUGAACCAGCCUUCAGGAGGAUGGGUAUUGGAGACGCUCUGUUCCAAGCAGCUAUUGAGCAGACAAAGAAGUUCAAAAUUGAUGUAAUAGGCGGCAUUUUCACCAGCUACCCACAGCAGAUGCUGGCGAAGAAAAAAGCAUUCGAAACCUUGCUGGAAGUAAAGUAUUUGGAAUGGACAGAGGACAAAAAAGUGGUGUUCAAAAAUACAGGCGAAGACAGCAAGGCAAUGUUUUUGGCAAAAUGUGUUGCGGACAGGUCGCAGGCAACUGUGCAAGAUUUGAAUGAAGACGACGUUGAGUCCAACGUUUGUUCACCGGAGCAUUUUGAAAAAUAUUUGUAAAUAAUACUGUUCAAAGAUUGUUUUUUUUAAUAAAUCAAGAAACAUCCCUGAUUUGGUAUAUUUGUAUGCGAAAAAACCUUGGAGAACGUUUUAAACGAUAUGGUCUGUUUUUCAUAUUAAAAAUAUUAUUUGUUCUCCAAUGAACGAAAAAUCUGGUGAGGCUCACUCACAUUACUUUCCUUUCCAUGAUGAUAGUUUUCGCAUAGCUUUCUGCAAUAAUAUUCAUUGCAUAUUAUUUUACAAAUCUCAUUCAAUUGUUGAAAGAUAACAGGUUUUGAACCAAGAACUACUGAAUUUCAACAUAUUGUGUCAACUUUAAUCAAAGUUUGUUUCCAUUAUCAAUCCAAUAAAUGGAUAAAUAAAUUGCAAUUGAUUUCUAAGAGAGUAACAAGAGGAUUUAAAUCCAUACCCAUUAAAUUUCAAUAAAUAGGGUCCAAAAUGUAAUAACUUAAACUAUCCAAUCGACAGUCUUUAAAUGAGCUCAGAAGUGAGGUGAAAUUGAUCAGGUGCGACUUGGAAACUCUGACACCAGAUCUGAGCCAGCCAGGUUACUCGACAUUACCAUAAUUAAUCACUUUUGGAUAUUGGACCUUAAAUACAAAUACAUACCAAACAGGUAGUUUGAUAACAUAGUACCGUACCGAACAGGGUUAAUAGGAAAGAGGAAAAAAUUAUGGGAUGAUGAGAAAUAAAAUAAAAAUAAGAUAAUGAAACAAACAUAACUAUUUAUGAGCUAUAACUAUGGCCUCUUAAAAUUCAUAGCAUAACAGUUAACAAUAACAUUACCGUACUCGAUAAACACUACAAUUUAAAAAUAAGGUCCGGUUUUACGUACGCCUAUCAAAUUUAACCGUCGAUUAAUGACGUCAUGGUCAUUAGAUUCGUUCGUUGGUUCUCGUGGCGUUAGUUCAGUUAGAUGACGUUAUUUGAUCACAGUUAAAUUGUAUAGUUGUACGU